AUCCUCUGCACAUCCCUCAAAACCUGCAGCAACAAAGUCACGUCCUCCAGGAGCUUCAGAGCAGAGUCACCAGCGCAAUGUCUCGGUUUCUGGACAUGACGGAGUUCGGAGAAGCUGCUCGCUACCUUCGGCUCACCAACCUGGAGCAGCUGGCGGCCAAAGCCCAGGCCUUCGACGGGACGAAGCGAGUCUGGAUGCCGGACGAGGUGGAAGCGUACACCGAGGUGGAGGUCAGAGAGCUGAACGGAGACAAGACCACUGUGGAGACCAAGGAUGGGCGGUUUCUGAUCGUCAAAGAAGACGACCUGCAGCCGAUGAACCCUCCAAAGUUCGACAUGAUGGAGGACAUGGCCAUGCUGACGCACCUGAACGAGGCGUCCGUCCUCUUCAACCUGAGGAGGAGAUACAGCAUGUGGAUGAUCUACACCUACUCCGGUUUGUUCUGCGUGACCGUGAACCCGUACAAAUGGCUGCCGGUCUACUCUCCUCAGGUGGUCUCGGCCUACAAAGGGCGGCGCCGUGCCGAUACGCCGCCUCACAUCUACGCCAUCGCUGACAACGCCUACAGCGACCUGCUGCAGAAUCGGGAGAACCAGUCGAUGCUCAUCACCGGCGAAUCCGGAGCCGGAAAAACCGUCAACACCAAGCGGGUGAUCCAGUACUUCGCCAUCGUGGCUGCUCUGGGAGAGAACAUGAAGAAAGGAGGCUCGUUGGAGGAUCAGAUCAUCGAAGCCAAUCCGGCCAUGGAGGCUUUCGGAAACGCAAAAACCAUCCGCAACGACAACUCGUCUCGCUUCGGAAAGUUCAUCAGGAUUCAUUUCGGGCCGACGGGGAAGCUGGCGUCGGCCGACAUCGACAUCUAUCUUCUAGAAAAGUCCAGAGUUGUCUUCCAGCAGCCUGGAGAGAGGAGCUACCACAUCUACUACCAGAUCAUGUCCAAUCACAAGCCAGAGCUGCAAGACAUGCUGCUGGUCACCACCAACCCCUACGACUACCACUUCUGCUCUCAGGGUGAAACCACCGUGGAGGGAAUCAGCGACGGAGACGAGCUGAAGCUCACCGACCACGCCAUGGACACGCUGGGCUUCACGCCAGAGGAGAAGUACGGCUGCUACAAGAUCGUCGGCGCCAUCAUGCACUUCGGCAACAUGAAGUUCAAGAAGAAGCAAAGAGAAGAGCAGGCCGAGGCCGACGGCACCGAGAGUGUGGACAAGGCCGCGUACCUGAUGGGCAUCAGCUCUGCAGACCUGCUGAAAGGCCUCCUGAACCCCCGAGUCAAAGUUGGAAACGAGUUCAUAGUUAAAGGACAGACUGUGGAGCAGGUGAACUAUGCGGUGGCAGCGCUGGCCAAAGCGACUUACGAUCGAAUGUUCAAGUGGCUGGUGAGUCGCAUCAACCUGUCCUUGUACACGGCGCUGCCUCGGCAGUACUUCAUCGGAGUCCUCGACAUCGCCGGUUUCGAGAUCUUUGAGUUCAACAACUUUGAGCAGUUGUGCAUCAACUUCACCAACGAGAAGCUGCAGCAGUAUUUCAACCACCACAUGUUCAUCCUGGAGCAGGAGGAGUACAAGACUGAGGGCAUCGAGUGGACCUUCAUCGACUUCGGUCUGGACCUGCAGGCCUGCAUAGACCUCAUAGAGAAGCCGAUGGGUAUCCUGUCCAUCAUGGAGGAGGAGUGUAUGUUCCCCAAGGCCACGGACCACAGCUUUAAGACCAAACUCUACGACAACCAUCUGGGGAAGUCGCCCAAUUUCCAGCGACCGCGACCCGACAAGAAACGCAAAUACGAGACUCACUUCGAGGUGGUGCACUACGCUGGAGUGGUUCCGUACAACAUCACCGGCUGGCUGGACAAGAACCGAGAUCCUCUGAAUGAGACGGUGGUGGUUCUGUUCCAGAAGUCCUCCAACAAGCUGAUGGCCGGGCUGUUUGAGAACUACAUCAGCUCAGAGACGGCGGGCGAUCCGAAGGCUGAAACCAAACACAGGAAGAGGAAAGCAGCUUCUUUCCAGACGGUCUCACAGCUGCACAAGGAGAAUCUCAACAAACUGAUGGCCAACCUCCGCAGUACUCAGCCUCACUUUGUUCGCUGCAUCAUCCCCAACGAAGCCAAGAAUCCAGGUGUGAUGGAUCCCUUCCUGGUUCUCCACCAGCUGAGGUGUAACGGGGUCCUGGAGGGGAUCAGGAUCUGCAGGAAGGGUUUUCCAAACCGGAUCCUCUACGCUGAGUUCAAACAGCGCUAUCGGAUCCUGAAUCCGUCUGCGAUCCCAGAGGACUCGUUCGUGGACAGCAGGAAGGCCGUGGAGAAGCUGCUGGGCUCUCUGGACAUCGAUCACACUCAGUACAAGUUUGGACAAACGAAGGUGUUCUUCAAGGCUGGUCUGCUUGGCCAGCUGGAGGACAUGAGGGACAGCCGACUGUCUCAGAUCCUCACCACGGUCCAGGCCAUGUGCAGAGGGAAGCUGAUGAGGAUGGAGCGGCAGAAGGUCAUGCUGCAAAGGGACGCUGUGAUGGUGAUCCAGUUCAACCUCAGGGCGUUCUUCUCAGUGAGGACCUGGCCGUGGAUGAUGCUGUUCUAUAAGCUCCGCCCACUGCUCAGGAGCGCCCAGGUGGAGAAGGAGCUGGCUGCUCUGAAGGAAGACUUCGCCAAACUGAAAGAGGCCUUUGACAGGUCGGAGGUGAAGCGUCGGGAGGCCGAGGAGCGUCAGGUGGUUCUGGUUCAGGAGAAGAACGACCUGGCUCUGCAGCUCCAAGCAGAGCAGGACAACCUGACGGAUGCAGAAGAUCGCUGCAACCAGCUGAUUCAGUCCAAAAUCUCUCUGGAGUCGAAGGUGAAGGAGAUGCAGGAGCGUCUGGAGGACGAGGAGGAGGUGAGCGCCACGCUGACGUCCAAGAAGCGGCAGCUGGAGGACGAAGUUUCCUCUCUGAAGAAAGACGUGGACGACCUGGAGAUGACGCUGGCUAAGGUGGAGAAAGACAGACAUGGAAUAGAGAACAAGGUGAAGAACCUGUCACAGGAGAUGUGUGUUCUGGACGAGUCCAUCGCGGCGCUGAGCAGAGAGAAAGCUGCUCUGAUGGAGGCUCACCAGCAGGCGCUGACGGACCUCCAGGCUCAGGAGGACAAAGUCAACAUGCUGAACAAGACCAAGGCUCGGCUGGAGCAGCAGGUCGACAGCGUGGAGACCUCCUUGGAGCAGGAGAAGAAGAUCCGCACUGAUUUGGAACGAACCAAGCGGAAGCUGGAAGGAGAUCUGAAGCUGUCCAUGGACUCAGUGAGGGACCUGGAGAACCAGAAGGAGGAGCUGGAGGAGCGACUGAAGAAAAAAGACUUUGAGUUCGGUCAGCUUCAAUCCAAAAUGGAGGACGAGCAGAAUCUGGUGGCUCAGCUUCAGAAGAAGAUCAAGGAGCUUCAGACUCGUAUCGAGGAGCUGGAGGAGGCGCUGGAGGCUGAGCGAGCCUGGAGGUCCAAAGCCGAGCGCCAGAGGAACGACAUCGCCAGAGAGCUGGAGGAGCUGGGGGAGAAGCUGGAGGAGGCUGGAGGAGCUUCAGCCGCUCAGAUCGCCUUGAACAGAAAGCGAGAGGCGGACUUCCUGAAGAUGCGGCGGGAGCUGGAGGAGGCGGGGCUUCACCACGAGGCAACGGCCGCCACUCUGAGGAAGAAGCACUCGGACACGGUGGCGGAGCUCAGCGAGCAGAUCGACGCUCUGCAGAGAACCAAGCAGAAGCUGGAGAAGGAAAAGAUCGAGUUCAGGCUGGAGGCCGACGAUCUGGCCGCCAACGUGGAGCAGCUGUCCAGAGCCAAGGCGGCGGUGGAGAAGAUGUGCCGGGUUUAUGAGGACCAGCUGAAUGAGAGCAGAGGCAGAGCUGACGAGCUGCAGAGACAACUGGCCGAGGUCUCUGCUCAGAAAGCUCGAGCGCUCACCGAGACCGCCGAGGCCGGCCGCCGUCUGGAGGAGCGGGAUGCUGUGAUUGGUCAGCUGCAGCGCUCCAAGGCCGGAGUGUGCCAGAACUCUGAGGACCUGAAGAGGCAGCUGGAGGAGGAGAGCAAGGUGACUGAUCCAUCAGCUCAGAAGAAGUUAGUUGUGAAACUGCAGACUGUUGAAGAAGCCUUGGAGGCGUCUCAGGCCAGGAACUCCUCGCUGGACAAAACCAAGCAGCGUCUGCAGACUGAGAUCGACGACCUGGUGGGGGAGCUGGAGCGAUCCAAUGCUGCCGUUCUGGUUCUGGACAAGAGGCAACGCAACUUUGACAAGCUGCUGAGCGACUGGAAGCUGAAGUUCGAGGAGAGUCAGACGGAGCUGGAGGCGUCGCAGAAAGAGUCUCGCAGUCUGAGCACGGAGCUCUUCAAACUGAAGAACUGCUACGAAGAAGCUCUGGACCAUCUGGAGACGGUUAAACGAGAAAACAGGAACCUGCAAGAGGAGAUCCUGGACCUGACGGAUCACAUCAGUCAGGAAGGGAAGACCAUCCAUGAGCUGGAGAGGAUGAAGAAGAUCCUCAAUGUGGAGAAGAGUGACAUCAAAGCUGCUCUAGAAGAAGCAGAGGGAACCUUGGAGCACGAGGAGAGCAAGACGUUGAGGUUUCAGAUGGAGCUGCAGCAGAUUAGAGCUGAGAUCGAGCGCAAGAUUGCAGAGAAAGAUGAAGAACUCGACAACCUCAGGCGGAGCCACCAGCGCUCCCUGGAGACGAUGCAGGCCAGUUUGGAGGCAGAGGUUCGUAGUCGCAGCGAGGCGGUCCGUCUGAGGAAGAAGAUGGAGUCGGACCUGAACGAGAUGGAGGUUCAGCUGGGCCACGCCAACCGGCAGGCGGCCGAUAGCCAGAGGAUCAUCAGACACCUGCAGACACAGGUUAAAGAGCAGCAGGUGGACCUGGAGGACAAAGUCCAGCUGACCAAUCAGCUGAAGGAACAGAUCGUCCUAUUGGAGCGGCGCUGCUCACUGAUGACGGCGGAGGAGGAGGAGCUCCGCGGCGUCCUGGAGCAGACCGAUCGCGUCCGCAAGAUGGCCGAACACGAGCUGGUGGAGGUGGCAGAGAGGGUCAACCUGCUCACCACACAGAAUGCAGGUCUGGUGAACCACAAGAGGAAGCUGGAGGCGGACCUGUCCCUGCUGACCGGGGAGGUGGAUGAAGCUCUGCAGGAGAGUCGCAGCGCCGAUGAGAAGGCCAAGAAGGCCAUCACCGACGCGGCUGUGAUGGCCGAGGAGCUGAAGAAGGAGCAGGACAGCAGCAGCACGCUGGAGAGGAUGAAGAAGAACAUGGAGUCGACAGUGAAAGAACUGCAGGUGAAGCUGGACGAGACGGAGCAGAUGGCUCUGAAGGGAGGAAAGAAGCAGCUUCAUAAACUGGAGACCAGAGUGAGGGAGCUGCAGACGGAGCUGAUGGUGGAGCAGAAGAAGAGCGAAGAAUACCAGAAAGGAGUCCGACGCUACGGGAGGAGAGUCAAGGAGCUGACGUACCAGUCGGAGGAGGACAGGAAGACUCUGCUGAGGAUGCAGGAGCUGAUCGACAAGCUGCAGACCAAAGUCAAGAGCUACAAGAGACAAGUGGAGAACGCUGAGGAGCAGGUGAGCUGCAGCGCCGUUCGUUUCCGGAAGGUUCAACACGAGCUGGACGACGCCGAGGAGAGAGCCGACAUGGCUGAGACGACCGUCAACAAGCUGCGGAUUCGAACCCGUGAACAAACCACGAAGGUGGCCGUGAUCGCAGAAUGAAGCUCGGCGCCAUCUUCAGACUCCAUCAGUGUUUGUGUUUCUGCUGUUUGCUGUGUUUUGGUGUGUUUCUGGUGGACGCUGCAGCGCGACAGACGCCUGGAGCUGCUUUUAUUUAGUUUUGUGACUGAAGCAUGACGAGCUGGUCUGCAGGGAGGUGGUACCGACAGCAGCAGUCCCAUCAGAUCUGAUCAACUGACAAACGAGACAACACGUUCUGCAAAGACUCUCAUAAACGUGACGAGAUGACGACUUUACUUUGUGGAUCUUUGUCUUCUCUGGAAAAUAUCUCACUGAGGAAAGUGAAUUCAGUGUUUUAAUGAUUUUAAAGACCUAAAACUAAAACUAAACAGCACUUGAGGAAUGUAGGAGGCUUUGAAGUGCUGUUUGCUUCCUUAACGAGGGCAGCAGCUAAGACGUGUUAAAUGAUCCAAUCUAACAGAAAUCAUCUUGAUUUAAGACCACUCAUUACAAAAGAAGACUUUUUUGGUGCUCAGUAUUAAAGGUCUGAUCAGAUCUAAUAAUAAUGGACUCGCUGCUCUCAGUCGGACUGCAGGCUGUUUGUUAGGACGUAAGACGUCGAUGAAUUCGAGGCUGGACUGUUUCAUCAUUUGGAUGAAGAAAAAAGAGAAGAAACAUCUGAACGCUCAACACAAAGUCACCGACAGCCAAUAAGUUUACAUGUUGCAUGCUAUUUAGGGAUGUUUCUGAUGUUAGCGGUGAAGUAAAAGGUUUUGCGUGUUGUGUGAAGGCGUUGUUGUUUGGUUCUCCAGGUAGCAGCAGGAACCUUCAGGCUCUCCUGUAGACAGUCGUUGGUAGAUUAAAACAAGCUCUGGUAAGCCACAGACACAGCUAGAGAC
Messenger RNA from Stegastes partitus (bicolor damselfish), 6568 nucleotides. RefSeq names its product myosin-7B-like. Gene Ontology annotation, cellular component: myosin filament; myosin II complex; cytoplasm. Lineage: Eukaryota; Metazoa; Chordata; Actinopteri; Pomacentridae. The record is from RefSeq and is a predicted model, not a curated record. The coding region runs from base 78 to 5711 and encodes 1877 amino acids. Gene Ontology annotation, molecular function: actin filament binding; ATP binding; microfilament motor activity. The transcript is spliced from 45 exons.